Molecule: messenger RNA, 1095 nt
Organism: Rattus norvegicus (Norway rat)
Lineage: Eukaryota; Metazoa; Chordata; Mammalia; Rodentia; Muridae
Source: RefSeq, a predicted model, not a curated record
AUGUGCUCCCUGCCCCGUGGCUUCGAGCCCCCAGUUCCUGAGGACAUGGGGCGGCAGAGUUUGGUGGAGCUGCGGGAGAGAUUGAGGCGCCAGGAGAGACUUUUGCGCAAAGAAAAAUUCAUUUGCAAAUUGCCCAACAAAGGUAAAAAGAUGUCAGACACCACUGCCAAACUGAAAGCUGCCAUUUCAGAAAGUGAAGAGGUCAGAGGGAGAACUGAACUACUUCAUCCUGUUAGUGUUGACUGUAAGCUAAGGCAUAAAGCAAACACAAGAGUUGAUACCGACAUAGACAAGGCCCAGAAUUCUGACCUGAUGCUUGAUACUUCAUCAUUAGUUCCUGAAUGUUCGUCAGUAGACAUUGAAUCAUCUAAAACAACCUCAGAAACUCAGGGACCUACACAGCUCACUCACAAAGGCAAUGAAGAGACUUUGGAGACUGGCUGCACAGUGAAUACCAGCCUGUCUGUCCUCAUCACAGCCCAGGCUCCCCCAUCUGAAGUUAAUGAACAUCUCCCCCAGCAUUCAAGUCAAGCGGAAGAGAUUUCCAGCAGCGUCGACAGUCUGUUUAUCACUAAAUUGCAAAAGAUCACAACUGCAGACCAGACUGAACCCUCAGAAGAAAACACCAGCACUGAGAACUUUCCAGAACUGCAGAGUUAGACUCCUAAGAAGCCUCAUUACAUGACAGUGCUAGAAAUGCGAGCUAGAAACCCAGUGCCCCCUCCUCAUACGUUUAAGACCAAUGUGUUACCCACACAACAGAGUGACUCACCAAGUCAUUGUCAGAGGGCUCAGUCUCCUGCUUCCUCAGAAGAGCAGCUAUGCAGGGCUAGGCAGCAUCUUGAUGAUGUCACAGCAGCUCGCCUUCUUUUGCUCCACCCCCAGCCUGCACAGCUGCUCUCCAUAGAAGAGUCGCUGGCUCUGCAGAAAGAGCAGAAGCAGAAUUAUGAGGAGAUGCGGGCAAAGCUCGCAGCACAGAAACUAGCCGAGAGACUGAAUAUUACAAUGCAGAGCUACAAUCCAGAAGGGGAGUCUUCAGGGAAAUACCGAGAAGUGAGGGAUGAAGAUGAUGCCCAGUCCUCAGAUGAAUGCUGA